CGGUCCCUAAACACGGAGAGUAGUGCAGUGCAGUCGCGUAUCUGACACUUUUAUACAACUAGCCACCUCUGAAAUAUAGCGGCUACAUCAGCCACCACAACAGUUGAAUCCCGGAAGUACGAAUAUCCUGCCGAUUAGUGAACAUGGGGUGGCUCAGCUGCAUUUUUGACAGGUUUUGGCGACCCCGGAUUUGCAUGUGUGACAGACUGGUUUUUCAGUGACAGGACUGUGGUCGCUCAAACCGGACUGGAGAGAGAGGAAGGAAGGUUUCCAAAGGGGGACUGUUGAUAUGAAACUGAAGUCGUGCUGUAGUCGCCAAUGGAAAGCUCGUCGGUGUUUGGCGUCCGUCUGUCCCUGAAGCAACGAUAUUUCCUCCUGCUUUGCGUCGCCGUCGGAGCCAUAAUUGCCUACCAGUCCACGAGGAAUCACCCUGAAACAAGGAGAAUGAGCCGCUUGGAGGGUCUGAGGGCCAACUCGUCUCAGUUCACUCUGGAGAGAAAACCCUUCCGCAUCCUGGGAGGCUCCAUCCAUUACUUCCGUGUCCCCAGAGCUUACUGGGAGGACCGGCUGCUGAAGAUGAAGGCCUGCGGCCUCAAUACCCUCACAACAUAUGUGCCGUGGAACCUGCAUGAGCCUGAGCGAGGGGUGUUCAACUUUGAGGAUCAGCUGGAUCUAGAAGCGUACCUCCACCUUGCAGCCAGCAUGGGCCUCUGGGUGAUUCUGCGUCCAGGGCCCUACAUCUGUGCCGAGUGGGAUUUAGGGGGACUGCCCAGUUGGCUGCUACAGGAUCAAAACAUGAAACUGAGAACAACCUACCAAGGGUUCACUGAUGCAGUCAACGCGUUCUUCGAUCACCUAAUCAAGAAAGUUGUUCCGCACCAGUACUCUGAGGGUGGCCCAAUUAUCGCAGUUCAAGUGGAGAAUGAAUAUGGCUCCUAUGCUAAGGAUAAAGAAUACAUGCCUUUCAUCAAAGAGGCAUUAUUGUCAAGGGGCAUCACAGAGCUGCUGCUGACCUCAGACAACAAGGAAGGACUAAAGCUUGGAGGAGUGAAAGGAGCACUAGAAACCAUCAAUUUUCAGAAACUGAACUCAAAUGACAUUAAGUAUCUGGAUGGAAUACAACCUCGGAAGCCCAAGAUGGUGAUGGAGUACUGGUCUGGCUGGUUUGAUCUUUGGGGAAACCUUCAUCAUGUGUACACAGCUGAGGACAUGAUACCUGUUGUCACAGAAAUCCUUAAACUGGACAUGUCCAUCAAUCUCUACAUGUUCCAUGGGGGGACAAAUUUUGGCUUCAUGAACGGGGCAUAUGUCGUUGGAAUACCAGCACCUAAACCUAUGGUAACGAGCUACGAUUACGAUGCUCCAUUAUCCGAGGCUGGGGAUUACACCACCAAGUACCAUCUUCUGAGGAAUUUAUUCAGCCACUACCACACCCAGCCUCUCCCUGAACUCCCCUCUCUCCGGGAGAGGAGAGCCUACCAGCCCGUUGUCAUCCAGCAGCACCUGUCUCUGUGGGACAGUCUGCAUUUCACUGACAAGCCUUUGAAGUCAGAGAGGCCGGUGAACAUGGAGAAUCUCCCUGUCAACAAUAAAAAUGGUCAGUCAUACGGCUACACACUGUAUGAGACAACCAUUACCAGUGGAGGAUCCCUCAACUCAAAGAACAACAUCAGAGACAGAGCAUUGGUUUUUGUGGACAAACAUUUUGUUGGUAUCCUGGAUUAUAUAACACAUGAACUAGCACUCCCUGAUGGGAAGGGAAGAAGAACUCUCAGUUUACUGGUGGAGAACUGUGGAAGAGUGAAUUAUGGGAAAACCCUGGAUGAGCAGCGCAAAGGUCUGGUUGGAGAUAUAGAGUUAAACAAGUGGGUCCUCAGGGACUUCAUUAUUCAUAGUGUGGAUAUGAAGCCAGGCUUUAUGAACAGACUCGAGAAUUCAGGCCACUGGAUGUCUAUGCGCCACCGGCCCUCCUUCCCAGCGUUUUUCCAGGCCAAACUCUAUGUGAGCAGCUUUCCUAAAGACACCUUCGUCAAACUCCCUGGAUGGAUUAAAGGUGUCGUCUUUAUCAAUGGCAAGAAUCUUGGACGUUACUGGUCCAUCGGUCCGCAGCAAACUCUCUAUGUCCCAGGCCCCUGGCUUCACAGGGGGGACAACCAGGUCAUAGUGUUCGAAGAGCAGGAAACAGAUGGUAAGAUCCAGUUCGCCAGCAGCCCUGACUACGGCAUGCCUGUCGAUGUCCAGUGAGGACAGGAGGUCAGAGGGGAGGGUGGAUGGGGAAAGGAGGAUGACGGGACAGUAGCAACCAGCAGCACUCAAAAGUGACAUGUCAGUAAACAUGUCUAGCAGAGGACACUGACACAGCAGCGUAAUCAGCUUCCUCAGAGCAAUAUCUCAUUGUAUAUAUCAUUAUAUAUCACUGUAUAUAUAACAUUGUGUUAAAUCCUUUUUAUUCAAUUUAGCAACAGUAUCAUUAACCUUCCACUUAUACACUGCAUAAUUGGAGGCCAAGGGACUGUGGCAGAGAAUGUCCUUGAUUAUAAUAAAGUGUUAGAAAAUAUCUUCCUCUCACAGACUUAAUUUAUAAAUUACAUGCAGACUGUAUAAAAAGAAUGUGUGAAUAAAGACCGGCUUGACCUCUGUGUCAGUAGCCAAGGCCAA
This is a messenger RNA of Xiphias gladius (swordfish), 2658 nucleotides long. Its product is annotated as beta-galactosidase-1-like protein 2. Lineage: Eukaryota; Metazoa; Chordata; Actinopteri; Istiophoriformes; Xiphiidae. Gene Ontology annotation, biological process: carbohydrate metabolic process. The transcript is spliced from 19 exons. Gene Ontology annotation, molecular function: beta-galactosidase activity. Bases 319 to 2244 code for a protein of 641 amino acids. Gene Ontology annotation, cellular component: vacuole. The record is from RefSeq and is a predicted model, not a curated record.